This is a messenger RNA of Raphanus sativus (radish), 1491 nucleotides long. RefSeq names its product GDSL esterase/lipase ESM1. The record is from RefSeq and is a predicted model, not a curated record. NCBI's taxonomy places the organism in Eukaryota, Viridiplantae, Streptophyta, Magnoliopsida, Brassicales, Brassicaceae. The transcript has 5 exons. Gene Ontology annotation, biological process: endoplasmic reticulum organization. Gene Ontology annotation, molecular function: hydrolase activity, acting on ester bonds. Bases 162 to 1328 code for a protein of 388 amino acids.
AUGGGAUAAUUAGGAGGACAACACAAACACGCGACUUAGCUUGAGCUUGCUUUUUUCCAAAGCCUAAAUAAAAGAGUAGCAUAUGCUAAACAGCAAUCACUUAGUUAAAAGAAACAGAGUUUUUCUUCUCCAUCAUCUCUCUAAUAACUUAACUAAUAAAAAUGGGAGGCAAAUGUAUUUCGAUCAAGCUUCUAAGGAUGAUAUUGGUACUAAGUACCAUCUUCUAUAAUCCGGUACCUGUAGGCGUGGCAGCGAGCCACGGUGAGGGUAUUCCGGCGGUAGGGCUGCUUACAUUCGGAGACUCAUACUUCGACGCCGGGAACAAAAUGUUUUUCAGCAAAAAACAAAAUCUUCCCCAGAGCUUUUGGCCGUACGGAAAAUCGCGAGAUGAUCCUAACGGCAAGUUUUCUGACGGUCAUAUAGUCCCCGAUUUUAUCGCUGAAUUUAUGAGCAUUCCGAAAGAGACCCCACCGGUGUUUAAACCAGGCGUUGAUGUAUCACGUGGAGCUAGCUUUGCCGUCGCCGAUGCUUCUAUUCUCGGUUCUCCGGCUGAAUCCAUUACACUAAAUCAACAAGUGGCUAAAUUCAGAAGUAUGAAAUCGAAAUGGACCGAUGAUUUCAUCGGAAAGUCGUUGUUUAUGAUCUACGUUGGUACCGAGGACUACUUAAACUUCACCAAGAACAAACUCAACGUAGACAUAUCUGCGCAACAAGCUUUUGUCACUUCCGUUACUAACAAAUUCAAGAACGACAUCAGCUUGUUGUACUCUUUAAACGCGACUAAGUUCGCGAUUCAACUGUUAGCAAAUAAUUUUGCAAAUAAUUUUUGUUACACAUGUAGGUUGGGAUGUUUACCAAUCUCGAGGCAAGAAUACAAGACAGGCAACGAGUGUUACGAGCCACUCAACGAUUUGGCUAAGCAACACAACGAUAAAAUUGGUCCGAUUCUGAACGAUCUCGCUAAAGAACAUCCCGGUUUUCAGUUCACGGUCUUCGAUUUCUAUAACGCCGUUCUUCGACGGACACGUACGAAUCUAAGCUAUAGGUUUUACGUGUCAAACACGUCAUGUUGCGGUGUGGGGACGCACAACGCGUAUGGGUGUGGUAUGGGAAACGUGCGGUCGAAGCUAUGUGAGUACCAAAGGGCUUACUUCUACUUCGAUGGACGUCACAACACAGAGAAGGCACAAGAGGAGUUUGCUCAUCUUUUCUUUGGAGCCGAUACUAACGUAGUUCAGCCGAUGACCCUUCGUGAGCUCAUUGUGUUUCCUUUUAAUGAGCCUAUGCGUGAGUACUGGAAGCCCUCCAUCACCACUAAUCCUACUUGAAAACAACUACUAGUAUAUAUUUUACAAACAAUGUCUGAUAUAUAUCCUCUAGGGACAAAGUUAAACGAUUCACAGUGUCCUAAAAUGUUAUAUACUGAAACAAAUUGAAUAUGUAAAAAGAACUUCAAAGAUCAGUUUAUACAUAAAAAGAAAAAUAAAGGGA